Olea europaea var. sylvestris is the source of this 1951-nucleotide messenger RNA. Its product is annotated as L-ascorbate oxidase homolog. The coding region runs from base 9 to 1670 and encodes 553 amino acids. NCBI's taxonomy places the organism in Eukaryota, Viridiplantae, Streptophyta, Magnoliopsida, Lamiales, Oleaceae. The record is from RefSeq and is a predicted model, not a curated record. The transcript has 2 exons. Gene Ontology annotation, molecular function: copper ion binding; oxidoreductase activity.
UUUCAGAAAUGGCUAGACUGAAUCUGUUGUUUUUUACCCUAAUAUCAUGCCUUUCAACACUGUCCAUGGUCCAUUCUGAGGACCCUUAUUUGUUUUUCACAUGGAAUAUUACUUACGGAGAUCUUUCUCCCCUGGGAGUGCCUACACCAGUAAUUCUCAUUAAUGGCCAAUUUCCAGGUCCAGAAAUCAACUGCACUUCAAACAAUAACAUUGUUGUCAAUGUGUUUAACCACCUUGAUGAGCCAUUUCUUUUCACCUGGAAUGGGAUUCAGCAGAGGAAGAAUUCUUGGCAAGAAGGAACUCUGGGCACGACCUGUCCUAUCCCGCCUGGUAAAAAUUUUACGUACCAUUUCCAGGUGAAAGAUCAGAUUGGUAGCUACUUUUACUACCCCAGCACCUCGAUACACCGUAGUGCAGGUGGCUACGGAAUGCUCAAAGUCCACAGUCGGGAUCUUAUCCCCGUGCCAUUUGACAGGCCAGAGGCUGAAUACGCCGUUUUGGCUGGUGAUUGGUACAGAAAGGACCCUGCUACCUUAAAGAGGUUGUUAGACAGCGGGCGGACUCUUGGUAGGCCGGACGGUGUUAUCAUCAAUGGUAAGCAAGGCAAGGGAGAUGGUACAGAUGAACCCAUGUUCACCAUGAUCCCUGGAAAGACUUACAGAUAUAGAGUUUGUAAUGUGGGAAUGAAAAACUCCAUCAAUGUCAGAAUUCAAGGCCACACAUUGAAACUGGUAGAGAUUGAGGGAUCCCACACUGUUCAGAAUGUGUAUGAUUCUCUUGAUGUGCAUUUGGGGCAAUGCUAUUCAUUUUUGGUGACUGCUAAUCAAGAACCAAAGGACUAUUAUUUUGUGGUUUCCACACGAUUCACGAAAACCGUCCUCAGCACCACUGCCACCAUCCGAUACGAAGGUGGCAAGGGCCCCGCUUCCUCAGCGUUGCCUGAGGCACCAGUCGGGUGGGCCUGGUCCCUCAAUCAGUUCCGUUCCUUCCGCUGGAACCUGACAGCCAGUGCAGCCAGGCCUAAUCCUCAGGGCUCCUACCACUAUGGCCAAAUCAACAUUACACGCACAAUCAAGUUGGUGAAUUCAGCUGGUACCGCUGAUGGAAAGCUCCGGUAUGCUGUCAAUGGCGUAUCGCAUAAAGAUCCGGAAACUCCAUUGAAGCUGGCUGAAUACUUUGGGGUUGCAGAUAAAGUGUUCAAAUAUGACAUUAUUCAGGAUGAACCACCUGCAGAAACAAGUGAUAAGGUCACAGUUGCACCCAUUGUACUCAACACCACUUUCCGCAACUUUGUUGAGAUCAUAUUCGAGAAUCAUGAGAAGAGUGUCCAAUCAUGGCAUUUGGCUGGAUAUUCCUUCUUCGCUGUUGCGAUUGAACCAGGAAGAUGGACACCAGAUAAGAGGAAGAAUUACAAUCUUUUGGAUGCAAUAAGUAGGAACACAAUCCAAGUAUAUCCAAAGAGCUGGGCAGCCAUUAUGACUACACUGGACAAUGCUGGAAUGUGGAGCUUAAGAGCACUGACUCUUGAGAGGCAGUAUCUGGGACAGCAGCUCUAUUUCAGCGUACUCUCACCAGAGCGCUCUCUUCGCGAUGAAUACAACAUUCCUGACAAUACUCCGCUGUGUGGAAUUGUCAAGGGUUUGCCUAUGCCAGAACCCUACACUGCCUGAUUCAGCUUUCGAAGUUGCGCAAAGGAUUUACAGUGGAAGCAUUAAUGGAUGGCAUAUUCAUGCCUGUUGGAGAAAGAAACAAGAGUUACAGAUUUUAUUUUUGAAACCCACCUAACUGAAAAAGCAAAAAAAAAAAAAAACAUAGAGAAGAAGAUUGUAUGCCAGUGAGAUUUUGCACAGCCACCGUUUUUGGUUAACUAUAGGUUUUGUGUUUUUAGUUUUUUGUUAAAGUAUUAUUUUAUUUAUUUUCAAGUGAAUCAAAUCCAUUGAAUCAAAAUAAA